CCCAAAAGUCGUCGACAUGUCGGCAUUUUCAGAGGCAGCGUUGGAGAAGAAACUAUCGGAGCUUAGCAACUCCCAACAAAGUGUUCAGACACUGUCACUUUGGCUUAUCCAUCAUAGAAAACACUCGAAGACCAUCGUCAACGUUUGGUUCAACGAAUUGAAAAAAGCCAAGGUAUCCAGGAAGCUCACCUUCCUCUACCUCGCCAACGAUGUCAUCCAGAACAGCAAGAAGAAAGGACCCGAGUUCACCCAGGACUUUGCUCCUGUCAUCGUUGAUGCCUUCAAACACGUGUCCAGGGAAGGAGAGGACGGAUGUAAGAAACAGCUGGGCCGGGUUCUGUCCAUCUGGCAGGAGAGAGCUGUGUAUGAGAACAACCUGCUGGACCAGCUCUCUCACGUCCUGCUGGGAGAGAAGAAGGCCAAGAAGAGGCCGUAUGAGGAGAUUCAACUGGACGACCAAGAUCUGGCCUCCCAGAGCUCCCCAGCAGAGCCCCCACAGACGGCGGAGUUAAUCCGGGCCCUGCAGGAGCUGGAGAAUGCAGCCUCCGGGGACUCGGCGCUGCGCCAGCGGAUCUCCUCCCUGCCUGCUGAGGUGCAGGACCCGUCACUGCUGCACAGGAUCACAGCCAGAGGGACGGCCUGGCCCAGAACGAGCAGAAACUAGAAGUGCGUAAAUAAUCAUCUCUUUUAUUAUUUCACUACACACCCUCUUCUGUCAUUCUCCAUCUUCAUUCUGUCUGUCUCAAAUGUUCUCUUUUUGUAGCAUGCUUUUUCCUGUUUGUGUCCUGUAUCACCUCACCCUUUCAGGUGGUAUGCUUUGAAUGUCUCCAAUUGAAUCGAAUGGAGACUGCUCACAUUUUGCCACGAGCAACACUUCUGAAGUAUAAUAAUGUUCUGUCCCUUACCGAGUAAAUCGUUGAUGGGACAAAUUUGUUUUAUUUGGCCAUGUCCAAACUUGAGAUAUGCAUGCUUAACUGGAACUGUCAUGCAAAUUCUGCAUUGUCAGUGGGAGAUUUGCACAACAGUUUGAGUUAAUGUUUACCUCAAGUUAGGAUUCAAGUCACUAUGCCUCUCUCCACUUUCCAGUGGCUUCUUCCUCCCCCAGAAUGCUUUAGCAAAGAUGACAUCUCUCACUCCAUUACUUGCAAAACCACUACAAACUAUUUCCAUUGGUUUGUAAAACACGGUGGAGGAAAAAUGUAUGUUUUUUUCAAAUUGCUGAAUGCAUAACUGUCCAGCCUUUACCCACAGGAAGUCAGCAAGAUCAAGUCUUCUGGUCUAUGUAUCUGCAGUUCAACAAAUCUCUCUUGUAAUAAAGAAAAAAAAGAGAAUAAAAAAUUAAA
Molecule: messenger RNA, 1343 nt
Organism: Coregonus clupeaformis (lake whitefish)
Lineage: Eukaryota; Metazoa; Chordata; Actinopteri; Salmoniformes; Salmonidae
Product: regulation of nuclear pre-mRNA domain-containing protein 1A-like
Exons: 6
Coding region: 17-664 (215 amino acids)
Biological process (GO): mRNA 3'-end processing
Cellular component (GO): RNA polymerase II, holoenzyme
Molecular function (GO): RNA polymerase II C-terminal domain binding
Source: RefSeq, a predicted model, not a curated record